ACUUGUUCUAGAUAGAGCAUUACAAUGGUGGCCCUUCCUAUUAUUGUGCCCUAGUUAGGCUAUUAGAUUACGGUUGAAUUGUUGAUCAGGUGUAAAGGGGAUAUCCAUAUGUUCUCCGUCAGACUUGUACGGUCACAAUCACAUCCACCGUUAUCUAUCGUCAGGCCUGCGAUCAUCAGACGGAAUCUGAAGCUUUUCACUACUAUGCCUGCCGCCAAAGUCAUUAGUGAAGAGCCUUUGGAUAACAAAGAUGCGAAAUGGAUCCGUCUCAAGAAGAUCCACUACACUGAUCAAGACGGAAAACACAGACUUUGGGAAUCUGCCGAACGCACAACCCGCAAGGAUUCUGGAAUAGACGGCGUUGCCGUCCUCGCUGUCCUUCGUUCCAAGACUAACGCUUUCCCCCUCUCGACGGUCAUUAUAGAGCAAUACCGUCCUCCUCUCGACAACAUCGUCAUUGAACUCCCUGCUGGUCUCGUUGAUGCAGGCGAAACGGCUGAGGCAGCAGCCAUUCGAGAAUUAAAGGAGGAGACAGGAUACGAGGCCGAUAUGACAACCGAACCUGAGUCCUCACCGAUCGUUGCCAGUGACCCAGGAAUGACCAAUGCCAACAUGAAACUCGUGGUUGUGGGUGUCCUCCUAGAAGAUGAACUCGAAACACCUACCCCACAUCUUGAUGAUGGUGAACAUAUUAUCACCCGCGUCGUAGAGCUAGACCACCUCGAUAGCGAGCUCAAAGCAUACGCUAAAAAGGGCUUUGUAGUAGAUGCUAAGCUCUCUAACUUCGCAGCAGGUUAUGCAAUGGCGAAGAGGAUCAGCAGUGGCGCAUUCCCGUGAGAAUGCCAAGGCAGGUCCUGACAUAUAAGAUGAUGGACUCGAAUGAAAAGAAAAAUCGAUUGUCGCAUGUCCAGCACUCAGACUAGUGAUAUAUAAGAUUGAACAAAACUAGAGUGCUAGUGAUACGAUUUUUUUGCACGUUCGAUGUGUGCCCUCAACUUCUGCUGCUUCUCCCUCAAGGACGCCUUCUUCUUUCCCCGUACCGCACCGCUGCUCAAUAUCAUCAUAAUCGGCUUAUUCCUUGCCUUCUCGCGAUUUGUGGAGCU
Suillus subalutaceus is the source of this 1103-nucleotide messenger RNA. RefSeq names its product NUDIX hydrolase domain-like protein. The record is from RefSeq and is a predicted model, not a curated record. Gene Ontology annotation, molecular function: ADP-ribose diphosphatase activity. Gene Ontology annotation, cellular component: nucleus. The coding region runs from base 109 to 837 and encodes 242 amino acids. Gene Ontology annotation, biological process: ribose phosphate metabolic process; nucleoside phosphate metabolic process. The transcript has 9 exons. NCBI's taxonomy places the organism in Eukaryota, Fungi, Basidiomycota, Agaricomycetes, Boletales, Suillaceae.